Carica papaya (papaya) is the source of this 1873-nucleotide messenger RNA. Its product is annotated as UDP-Glycosyltransferase superfamily protein. The record is from RefSeq and is a predicted model, not a curated record. NCBI's taxonomy places the organism in Eukaryota, Viridiplantae, Streptophyta, Magnoliopsida, Brassicales, Caricaceae.
ACUUGCUCAUCUUUUGGGAUCUCGGUGUGCAGGUUCCUUACUUUCCACUCUUCCUUCUUCCUUGCUGUAUAAAAUAAAAUAAAACAAUAAAUCUUGAUUAACCCUUUUCAUUUAUUCAACUCUUUAACACUUAUGAUUCCUUCUUUCAGUCCUUCCACUUUCAUACCACCCUAGAACUUUCUUCUCUGAUCUUUUACCUCAGAGUUUUCAUGGCAAAGGAUCAUGUUACCAUCUUCAGUUUCCAUUCUCUUGGCUACAUUAUCAUCACCUUCUCCAUCAUCUCUUUCAUUUCAUUUCUCUACUUGUGUCACUGUUCUGAUACAUGCUAUUCACAAAACCAAAUCUUGAUCACAAACACUAAAAAACCCAUUAACCUCCUCUUCUUCCCUUCUGCUUGGAACCAGCUUUCUUUUCCUUCAAAAUCACCUCCAAAAACCCUAAAAAUUGCUGCUUUUGUCAAGAAAUGGCCGCAGAGAUUCCACGCUGGAGGACUUGAAAGACAUGCCUUGACCCUACACCUUGCCCUGGCCAGAAGAGGCCAUGAGGUUCAUAUCUUCACAGCCUCUGUUUCAAACUCUUCUUUUCCAAGAUACCCAAUAAGCAAUCUGUAUUUUCAUCUAUCAACACCAACUGCUGCUGGCUAUUUAGACCAAGCUGUGGUGUGGAAGCUUUUUCAGACCCAAAACUCAACUGGGGUACCCUUUGAUGUUGUCCACUCAGAAAGCGUAGGACUCUUGCACACAAGGGCAAGGCACCUGCCUAAUCUUGCUGUUUCUUGGCAUGGAAUUGCUUAUGAGACUCUACAUUCACACAUCAUUCAGGAACUCCUGAGGGUUCCUGAGGAGCAACAGGCACAGGCCUUGAAUCAGACAGCAAUGAAAGUUGUGGAUGAGGUCAAGUUUUUUACUAGGUAUGCUCACCAUGUUGCUACCAGUGAUCAUGCUGGUGAUGUUUUGAAGAGGAUUUACAUGAUCCCAGAAGAACGAGUCCAUAUCAUUAUCAAUGGAGUUGAUGAGGAGGUUUUCAGGCCAAAUUUUACCAAGAAAAUGGAGUUUGAGCAGAGGUUUGGUGUCCCAGAAAGUCGACAGUUAGUUCUUGGAAUGGCAGGGAGGUUGGUCAAGGACAAAGGACACCCCUUAAUGUUCAAUGCUCUGCAAGAAAUUCUAAUGGAGAAUGAAAGAUUUCAUGGAAACAUUGUCGUUCUGGUGGCUGGUGAUGGUCCUUGGGGUGCAAGGUACAGAGAGCUUGGCACCAAUGUGAUUGUUUUAGGGCCUCUUGAACAGACACAAUUGGCAAGUUUCUACAAUGCAAUUGACAUUUUUGUUAACCCAACUCUUAGAGCUCAAGGACUAGAUCAUACUUUGUUGGAAGCAAUGCUUUCUGGUAAGCCAGUGCUGGCAACAAGACUUGCCAGCAUUACAGGGUCGGUGAUUGUUGGAACAGAUGUUGGGUACACGUUUUCUCCAACUGUGAAUUCAUUGAAGAAAGCACUGUUUAGGGUUUGGGAUGAUAGAGGAAAAGUGUUGGAGAAGAAAGGACAGGCUGCCAGGCAAAGAGGUUUGCAGUUGUUCACUGCUACAAAAAUGGCAGCUGCUUAUGAAAGGCUAUUCCUAUGUAUAUCAGAUGGUGCAAACAACCAGACGGGUUAUUGUCAGUAUCAGCCUUGGUUGGAUUAAAGAUAUCUAAUUUCGAGACGAAGAGAACAGGAAGAUAGAUGAUUAGUGUAUUGGAAAAGAAAAAGAUUUUUUUUUUUGUAGAAUUAGUUCAUUGUACAUUAGCAGCAAAAGAAUUUGUUUACAUAGAAGAUUUCAGUUUCUCUAAUUCUACAACACUCUUGGAUAAGACAGCAUUCUUGAGCAAAUUCUGUUUUAUG